CUAUUGCCUUUAAAUAGAAACAAAUCACAAAAAAAAUACCAAUAGUGAGAACCAUACAUUCAUCAUCAUCAUGAAAGGCUAUGAACCAAGGUCAAGUUCCUCUUGUGCAGCCUGCAAGUUUCUCAAAAGAAGAUGCAUACCAAAUUGUAUAUUCGCACCCUACUUUCGCUCCGACGAGUGCAAGAAAUUCGCCAAAGUCCACAAAGUUUUCGGAGCAAGCAAUGUGAGCAAGAUUCUGAUCGAAGUUCCGGAGGAACAGAGGGAAGAAACUGUGAAUUCUUUGGCUUAUGAAGCUGAUGCCAGGCUUAAAGAUCCUGUUUAUGGAUGCAUAGGUGCUAUAGCGAUUUUGCAAAGAAAGAUGGUUGAGCUUCAACAUGAUCUUGCUGUGGCGAAGGAUCGCCUCGCCUGUUGCGCUGCUGUUGCUGCUACUACUGCUGCUGCUAAUACUCCGAGUUCUUCUUCGCAUGAUUUGAUGAAUUCUAAUGUUAGUUUGCCGCCUUUUCCGGAGUUUUUCUCUUGCAGUGAUUUUAAUGAUAAUUUUAGUCAUAGCUCUUCGUCUCAGUCGUUUAGUCGAAACGAAACUGUUGAUGAUUUCUUCCAAAUUCCUUAUAUAUUUUGAUGUUGUUGUUGUCACCUUUUUUACUCUUGAUGUAAUUGUUCUGAAUUGUGUGAUCAAUUAAAUGAAGUGCUUAUGUUUGUAUAUGCUAA
Messenger RNA from Vicia villosa (hairy vetch), 708 nucleotides. Its product is annotated as LOB domain-containing protein 21-like. The coding region runs from base 71 to 619 and encodes 182 amino acids. The record is from RefSeq and is a predicted model, not a curated record. The transcript has a single exon. NCBI's taxonomy places the organism in Eukaryota, Viridiplantae, Streptophyta, Magnoliopsida, Fabales, Fabaceae.